Lichtheimia ornata is the source of this 858-nucleotide messenger RNA. RefSeq lists its product as uncharacterized. Gene Ontology annotation, molecular function: protein C-terminal S-isoprenylcysteine carboxyl O-methyltransferase activity. The record is from RefSeq and is a predicted model, not a curated record. Gene Ontology annotation, cellular component: endoplasmic reticulum; membrane. Gene Ontology annotation, biological process: C-terminal protein methylation. Bases 1 to 858 code for a protein of 285 amino acids. NCBI's taxonomy places the organism in Eukaryota, Fungi, Mucoromycota, Mucoromycetes, Mucorales, Lichtheimiaceae. The transcript has 4 exons.
AUGGAUAGCGAUAGUAGCAGCACUGAUACAGAAGAAUUCGAGGCACAACGACGUAUCGAUCAACGUAUCACUUUUCGUCCUCGACCUCAAAGCAAUGGUGGUGGCAGUGGUCGUAUUCAGAUCUCAUCUCGCCCAUCGAGCAUUGAUUCAAGAGCAACAGCCUCUUCCUUGUUACGGCAGCAGCAGCAACAACAGCCUGUUUUGUUUGAUGGAACACAUACGCCACGUAAUAUUGCUGCUAUCAGUUUCCUGCUGGGUCUUGGGGGUGGCAUAGGCGUUGCUGCAGCAUGGCUAUCAAGCACUCCUCAGAUGGGCCUCUUUUUAUUGGCUGUGGCCCUGUUCCACUUUGCAGACUAUCUUGCCACAUCCAUAUACCAGGUGCAUAAAUUGGAUCUGCAAGCCUAUCUUUUCAUGAACAAACAACACUGCUACGAAGGAUACCACGCGAUUGCAUGGCUGGAAUUCGCUAUCGAAUAUUAUCAUUUUCCAUCUUUGAAACGAAUCGGCUUAUUGAAUUAUAUGGGCUUUGGAUUGGUAGUAAUUGGAUUAUUAUGCAGAGUCCUUGCAAUCAUGUCACCGAGAUAUCAGAAUGCUUCAAAGAGUGCACAAAGGCCCUUGGAUACCAAUGGCAUAUACAGGAUGAUACGACAUCCUUAUUUCUUUGGACUCUACUGGUGGGCGAUUGGGGUUCAAAUCACGCUACUGAAUCCAGUAGGCUUGGCGAUCUUUGUGUUUAUGCUCCAUGAUACGCUCUCUCAACGCAUCAAAUUAGAAGAUCAAAACUUACAAAGGCUGUAUCAUGAUAUUUGGAACAACUAUAAAGCAGCAACACCCACGUGGUUACCAUUUAUUCCUUGA